Messenger RNA from Castor canadensis (American beaver), 4956 nucleotides. RefSeq names its product signal transducer and activator of transcription 3 (gene Stat3). The record is from RefSeq and is a predicted model, not a curated record. Lineage: Eukaryota; Metazoa; Chordata; Mammalia; Rodentia; Castoridae. Gene Ontology annotation, biological process: regulation of DNA-templated transcription; signal transduction. Gene Ontology annotation, molecular function: DNA binding; DNA-binding transcription factor activity.
UCCGACGUCGCAGCGGAGGAAAAGAGCCCCAACCAGAUCCUUGACGAGCAACCCCACUUGGCGCUGCCUCUCCGCGUUUGUUAGGAGAGGCCCGGCAGCCCGAGGGAGCCCCGCCGCCCGCACCCGGCGCAAGCGCAGCCCGGCCUGUCGGGCCUCAGCCGGAGAAACAGUUGGGACCCCUGAGUCCAGCAGGAUGGCCCAAUGGAAUCAGUUACAGCAGCUUGACACACGGUACCUGGAGCAGCUUCAUCAGCUGUACAGCGACAGCUUCCCAAUGGAGUUACGGCAAUUUCUGGCACCUUGGAUUGAGAGUCAAGAUUGGGCAUAUGCAGCCAGCAAAGAGUCACAUGCCACACUGGUGUUUCAUAAUCUUCUGGGUGAGAUCGACCAGCAGUAUAGCCGCUUCCUGCAAGAGUCCAACGUUCUCUAUCAGCACAAUCUGCGAAGAAUCAAGCAGUUCCUCCAGAGCAGGUAUCUUGAGAAGCCAAUGGAAAUUGCCCGGAUUGUGGCCCGGUGCCUGUGGGAAGAGUCCCGCCUUCUGCAGACAGCAGCCACUGCAGCCCAGCAAGGGGGCCAGGCCAACCACCCUACAGCUGCUGUGGUGACAGAGAAGCAGCAGAUGCUGGAGCAACACCUUCAGGAUGUUCGGAAGCGCGUACAGGAUUUAGAACAGAAAAUGAAAGUGGUAGAGAAUCUUCAGGAUGACUUUGAUUUCAACUAUAAAACCCUCAAGAGUCAAGGAGACAUGCAGGAUCUGAAUGGAAACAACCAGUCUGUGACUAGGCAGAAGAUGCAGCAGCUGGAACAGAUGCUCACAGCACUGGACCAGAUGCGGAGAAGCAUCGUGAGUGAGCUGGCAGGGCUUUUGUCAGCAAUGGAGUAUGUGCAAAAAACUCUCACGGAUGAAGAGUUGGCUGACUGGAAGAGGCGACAACAGAUUGCAUGCAUUGGAGGCCCUCCCAACAUCUGCCUGGAUCGUCUGGAGAACUGGAUAACCUCAUUAGCAGAAUCUCAACUUCAGACCCGCCAACAAAUUAAGAAACUAGAGGAGUUACAGCAAAAAGUUUCCUACAAAGGGGACCCCAUCGUACAGCACCGGCCAAUGCUGGAGGAGAGAAUUGUGGAGCUGUUUAGAAACUUAAUGAAAAGUGCCUUUGUGGUUGAACGGCAACCCUGCAUGCCCAUGCAUCCUGACCGGCCCCUAGUCAUCAAGACCGGUGUCCAGUUUACCACUAAAGUCAGGUUGCUGGUCAAAUUUCCUGAGUUGAAUUAUCAGCUUAAAAUUAAAGUGUGCAUUGACAAAGACUCUGGGGAGGUUGCAGCUCUCAGAGGAUCCCGGAAAUUUAACAUUCUGGGCACAAACACAAAAGUGAUGAACAUGGAAGAGUCUAACAACGGCAGCCUCUCUGCAGAAUUCAAGCACUUGACCCUCAGGGAGCAAAGAUGUGGGAAUGGAGGCCGUGCCAAUUGUGAUGCCUCCCUGAUUGUGACCGAGGAGCUGCACCUGAUCACCUUCGAGACAGAGGUGUACCACCAAGGCCUCAAGAUUGACCUAGAGACCCACUCCUUGCCAGUUGUGGUGAUCUCCAACAUCUGUCAGAUGCCAAAUGCUUGGGCAUCCAUCCUGUGGUAUAACAUGCUGACCAACAACCCCAAGAACGUGAAUUUCUUCACCAAGCCCCCAAUUGGAACCUGGGAUCAAGUGGCUGAAGUGCUGAGCUGGCAAUUCUCUUCUACCACAAAGCGAGGCCUGAGCAUCGAGCAGUUGACCACACUGGCGGAGAAACUCUUAGGACCUGGUGUGAACUACUCAGGGUGUCAGAUCACAUGGGCUAAGUUUUGCAAAGAAAACAUGGCUGGCAAGGGCUUUUCCUUCUGGGUCUGGCUGGACAAUAUCAUCGACCUUGUGAAAAAGUAUAUCCUGGCCCUUUGGAACGAAGGUUACAUAAUGGGCUUCAUCAGCAAGGAGAGGGAGCGGGCCAUCCUGAGCACCAAGCCCCCAGGCACCUUCCUGCUGAGAUUCAGUGAAAGCAGCAAGGAAGGAGGAGUCACCUUCACUUGGGUGGAGAAGGACAUCAGUGGCAAGACCCAGAUCCAGUCGGUGGAGCCAUAUACAAAGCAACAGCUGAACAACAUGUCCUUUGCUGAAAUCAUCAUGGGCUAUAAGAUCAUGGAUGCUACCAACAUCCUCGUGUCUCCAUUGGUCUAUCUUUACCCUGACAUUCCUAAGGAGGAGGCAUUUGGAAAGUACUGUCGACCCGAGAGCCAGGAGCAUCCUGAAGCUGACCCAGGUGCUGCCCCAUACCUAAAGACCAAGUUCAUCUGUGUGACACCAUUCAUUGAUGCAGUUUGGAAAUAAUGGUGAAGGUGCUGAGCCCUCAGCAGGAGGGCAGUUUGAGUCGCUCACCUUUGACAUGGAGUUGACCUCGGAGUGCUCUACCUCCCCCAUGUGAGGAGCUGAGAACGGAAGCUGCAGAGAUGUGACUGAGGCACCUACCCAUGUUCUGCCGCCCUUUAAGCAGCCAAACCCCAGAUCAUCUGAAACUCCUAACUUUGUAGUUCCAGAUUUUUUUUUUUUAAUCUCCUACUUCUGCUAUCUUUGAGCAAUCUGGGCACUUUUUAAAAUUGAGAACUGAGUGAAUGUGGGUGACGUGUUUUCAUGCAAAGAAGAAAGUGGGGGAUGUGGAAGGGGGAGGCCAGAGGGAGGAAAAGGAAGUGUCUUGCAUUCUUUUGUUCCCCUGCCCUCCUUUCUCAGCAGCUUAUUGUUGUUUGUUGUUAGACAAGUGCCUCCUGGUGCCAGCGGCAUCCUUCUGCCCAUUUCUGCAAGCUAAUGACCCAGGCUGCCUGAAGCUAUGGAUUCCUGACACUGCACUUUUAAACCUUGCUAAUGUCCAAAAUAGAAGAUAGGACUAUCUAAGCCCCUCAGUUUCUUUUUAAAUUAAAUACUGAUAAUAAUUAAAGGGCAGAACACACUGUAACAGCAUAGACUUUCUGUAUUUAAGAAAACUCAGUAACAGCCUCCUUGGUGCUUUAAGCAUUCAGCUAUCUUCAGGCUGAUAAUUUAUAUAAACCUUGGAAUGGGCUUCACAUCAAACCCUUAAAAGGCAUCUGAAGCUGUGGCUUGGCCUUCAGUUUUGAACUAGGAAGGUUUAAGGCAAAAUGAAACAUCCCAGACUCUUUUUUUAUAAACAGUUUUAUUUGCUCUGGAAUUUUUUGUCCUGCUGGAGGGUCAGGCUGGGCAGAGGGUGCUAAAGACCUCUGCUCCCUUUCUCCCAGGACUCUUGCCCCUGUUUCAGAGCCAGCUUGUUUCUGCAGGUGCCUCUCAGGCCUAGGAUUGUUCUGGCUUCCUUUCCCAUCUCACCCUGCUUGUGGUCUGUCUCUUUCAUUUGUCUAAAGGUCCCCUAUUCUGGUUGCUUUAGAAAUCCUGGUCUCAGGACAUGUGAAGAGGAGAAAGUAACAGGUUGAACAUGACUCAGACUGUGGAGCCCCAGCAAAGUGUCUAGUUGAGCUCAGGGAAUAUAGUUCUUAUCCCAGGUUCUUGGUGACUUCCAGAGGCACCUGUAACCCUUCUUCACUUGUUAAUACCAGGCAAAGGCUGACUGAUAACGCCAGGUCUACCCCUAUGUGAGGGGUGUGUCCCCAGCUUCCCCUGAGGCUAGUGCCUGUCUGCUCCCCAGAGUAUGGGUCUCUGGUGAGGCAAAAAAACCCAAAAAACCCUGGAGGGCGCACACCUGCUGUGGCCUUCAUGUCAUCCUGCUGCCUCAGUCAGUCAGCUUGCCUCAGCAGUACAUUUGGAACACUUGGCAGAGGCAGGUGAGCCUCCUCUGACCCAGAGGCAUGGUUGGAUUUGGUGACUCAAAACCACCUGACCUCAGUUGAUUAACGUGUCUGUGGAAUUCUGUUUGACCCAAAUUAGCUAGAGUUUGACUAAAGGGGAGUGAGGACCUUCAAUCUGAGAUAAACAGGGCUUGCCUUGGCCACCACUGUCCUCCUGCCACAAGACAGUUAUUUAGAGUAUGGAACUCUCCCUUCCCCAGCAACGCUCUUUAGUAUACAAUAAGCUGAACUCAUAAACUGAAAGAAUAUUUAGAAAGCUGAGACUUGGGCUUACCAUUGGGUUUAAACUCUAGGUAACCCAGAGCAGGGGCUUGGGCUUCUCUGGAGCAAGAACUGUAAAAUUCAUGACUUUAGGUAGCAUGCGUAGCUGGGUUUAACUGAUUGUAUCGAAAGUUCUGAGAGGAGAGAAACUUGUUCUGGCCUCUCCCUUAAAGAAGAGAGUCCUCAGGACCUGCCUGCUCUCUCUCCACUGCCUCCUGUCUGUCCCCAGCCCAGCCCAGCCCAAGGACUCCUGCGGAUCGCUUUGCCUCCCUAUACAGUGGUUUGUAAACUGCUGUCCUGGCCACUGCACUCAAAUUCCAAUGUAUACUUCCUAGUGUAAAAAUUUAUAUUAUUGUGGGUUUGUGUUUUUUUUUAUUGUAUAUUGCUGUAUCUACUUUAACUUCUAGAAAUAAAAGUUAUACAGGAACUGAUAGUGUAGCAGCUCUGUCUGCUGGCAGAGGCUCUCUUUGCCCUGCUUACAUUCUGAGGGGGUCUUCCACACAGGCCAGCUGGGAUAGGAGGUGGUUGCUCAGCCCUGUCACUGAGUUCCCUUUGCCUCAUUCCUGAGGUGAUGCAGGUCCCCAUCUUUUGUCUGCCACCAGCCUCCAGAUAAGGGGACUGAGGAACAAGUGGUCAUAGUCUAGUGGCAGAAAGGUGUCAGAGUGGCCUACUUUCUUCUCCCUCUUCCCGCCUCCCUCCAGAGCUGCUGUAUCCUGUCUGGGGUCAGAUAAGCUACCUAAAGGGGGGUUGGGGUGUAGACCCCCUCCCCAGGCCUCCCAUUCUACAGUUGGCCCAUUAUCACUUUCUUUUCAGUUCACUAAGUGGGGACAACUUGCAGACACUUCACUGGCUGGUUGU